AUGCAAAUUCCUACGCAAAACACAGGCCACUCACUGUGUCAGCACACUGGCAGCGAGGAGAAGGUAGCUCACAACGGGAAGGUGGAAAUUACCAUAGUGAGGAGGCCACUGUACCCUGAGAUAAUGUUGCUUGGUAACAGGGAAAGGUUCAGUUCGUGCUUCCUGACACUUCCUACAAUAUUCUUGUUCCACCUGAGCGAGUCUUUCAUUUAUUUAGAAGACUACGACACUGGAAAACCUGAAUCAAAGCAGUCCAGUGUUAGACAGCAGGCGGGAGAAUCCCUCCACGCACGCUUCCGCUCUUCCGUGACGCCAGCGCGUAGCUGGGAUAGCGUGCGUGACGGCGCGACCAGGAUUCGUGCGUCCCGGCGUCAGCGCGCAGGGAAACGGCCGUGCCCACGGCACGUGACCAUGAGUGGAGGGCCGAACUGGAGGCGGGACCUCGCUAAUCGGCGAGGCAAAGGCGUCAAGUUUUACCCAGCUAGCAACGAAGAGGCCGCCGCCAUCACACACUCCGGGGUGGGGGGAGGGGGAAGCAGUUGUGGGCGGCGGCUGGAGACGGCGCGGCGCAUGCUCGGAGUUUCCCGCCGCUGGUGGUGCGUGCGCACGGUGGAUGUCGGUUGUUACGCGGCCAUGAGGAGCUCGGAGGCUGGUACAGCGCUCCGACUGGCGGCACUGGCGAUGGUGCUUUCCGCCAGGCCAGGGGAGCCUUAUGUAAGGAUAUCUGAAACAGGAAGCCUUAUACUGAGAUCCUUUGACAAGUUUAUGUCAGGAGAUUAUACAUGCACAGUUUCCUACAAGGAUGUGGAGAAGAACAAGGAACUAUUCCUUGAUAUGAAGUUCUCAGUGUAUGGCUAUCGUGAACCUGAUUAUUCAUUCAAGUUUUCGACUCGUUAUCACACUCAUGAAUGCCAUGACCUUUCGAAUAGCCGUUUUUUUCGUAAGUUCAAGUCAGUGGAGAAGGAGCUAAUUGCUGACCUGACCUGCAGACUAACUGAUGUAGAAAUGAAAUGCCAUGUUGUCAGAGUGCCACACAAAGGUCUAAUAACUGAACUCUUCAUUACAUUUAAAGUGGAUCCUUUCGGCUAUGGUUGGGAAGAAGUUUGUAGAAAAUUCAUACAUGACUGUGAGGAUGAAACCAACAGGAGAGUCGAAAAGGCCCGAAAUCGUAUUGAAGCUUUCUUCAAGAAGCAGAGGAUUGCAUUGGACAAAAUGAAGGAUGACAUGCCCACCUUCUAUUACAUCGCAAAUUCUCUGAAAAUAGACCGAGUGGAUCAUUGUCGCCCAGGUUUUGGAAAAAAUAAGCUAACCCACUUGGAUUGUUCUGAAUGCUGUGUGGUUUGUGAUCACGGAAUGUACAAUCCCAACAAUGAUGUGUUCUGUAGACCCUGCACCAGUGUCAAGAUCAAUUACUAUGGAGCAACUGCCUGCUAACUAGAGCCAUCUCUUGUCAUAUUAUAUUCAUCUCGACAAUAAGGUGUUGCUCUCUAAACAAAAACAAAAACAAUUUCACCUGCUAAGCGCAAG
Messenger RNA from Stegostoma tigrinum, 1527 nucleotides. Its product is annotated as zona pellucida-binding protein 2-like. Gene Ontology annotation, cellular component: acrosomal vesicle; extracellular region; zona pellucida receptor complex. The coding region runs from base 1 to 1434 and encodes 477 amino acids. The record is from RefSeq and is a predicted model, not a curated record. Lineage: Eukaryota; Metazoa; Chordata; Chondrichthyes; Orectolobiformes; Stegostomatidae. The transcript has 9 exons. Gene Ontology annotation, biological process: acrosome assembly; binding of sperm to zona pellucida.